AUGUAGCAUAAAUAGAUAAAAGCAACUACCUCAUAAAAUAUUCGUUAAAAGCUGGCGAUGAAAGACUCUUUUACUAAUAUUAAUUAAAUCUACAGUCAACCUCAUUCUUCAAAAGGAGCUGAAACUAGAAAAAAGGAAAAUGUAUAAGAUUGCAAUACUAUGAAGAAAAAAUUGUUUAAUAUGUUGGGAUAAAACUACAAUUCAAGCAAAGCAUUCUCUAUAUCCCCUACUAAUUCCCUUAAGCAGAAUUAUUUUGUUUCCACAUCAACUCAAUAAAAAUCAAAAUAAAUUAUACAAAAACAAAAUCACACCCUCGAUUGCCAUACAUCACUUACUCAAAAUCUCUAAGGAAAUCUAGCCAGGAAUGUAUAGUCAUAGCAAUCAUUAAAUUAAUUUGAAAAAUAUACUUCUUUCUUGGAGAAUCAAAAUUUUGAAAACCAGAAUCCUUCAGUUAAUCCAUCAAAAAAAGUUGGCAUUGCCAAACCUAACUCUAUUCAAUCUAAAAAUCAUAAAACUGACAGAAGUUCAUUAAUUGCAUUAUUUGAAAAAUUGCAUGAAAAGGACAGUUCUAAUAUGCAUCGUAAGUAAACAUCCCAAAAUUCCAAUUAUAUUAUUAAUGUUUAAAAAUAAUAGCUUCCAGAGUGCUUUUACACAGAAUUAAAGUUGAGACAAAAGAUUAAAGGAUCCUUAUCCAAUAAUUCCUCUGGCUAACUUUGCUCCCAUCUUAACCCUAAUUCAUCAUCUACUCAAAUUCAACAAAACCUUUAAAAUACCAUUGAGGAUAAUUUACAAUAAAUUAUUGAAAGGAUGUCAUAUAUACUCAAAAAUUAUUAAUAAAAGUUAAAACAGGUAGACUUUGAAAAGGAAGUAUUAAUAUAAGAAAUUCAGUAUUGGAAAUCGAAAUACCAAAAAUGUCAAUAAAAAUCAUCGAUUUCUUGA
Messenger RNA from Paramecium tetraurelia, 939 nucleotides. RefSeq lists its product as uncharacterized. The record is from RefSeq and is a predicted model, not a curated record. NCBI's taxonomy places the organism in Eukaryota, Ciliophora, Oligohymenophorea, Peniculida, Parameciidae. The transcript is spliced from 2 exons.